This is a messenger RNA of Cololabis saira (Pacific saury), 574 nucleotides long. It is a transcript of the gene rln3b, whose product is annotated as relaxin 3b. Gene Ontology annotation, cellular component: extracellular region. Lineage: Eukaryota; Metazoa; Chordata; Actinopteri; Beloniformes; Belonidae. Gene Ontology annotation, molecular function: hormone activity. The coding region runs from base 18 to 473 and encodes 151 amino acids. The record is from RefSeq and is a predicted model, not a curated record. The transcript is spliced from 2 exons.
UGCAUUUGCUUACCAAAAUGUGGAAGGCGGCACUUUUAACUUUAUGCUUGUUUGUGGCACUGGUAGACAGGGCACAGUGCAAUGAUGGCCAGCCCUCCUUCUAUGGGGUGAAACUGUGUGGAAGAGAAUUCAUACGUGCUGUCAUCUUUACCUGUGGUGGUUCUCGCUGGAGGAGAAGCAUAGGAGAAUCAGCUCUUUUUGAAGAGGAAGCCCUUGACCCAUGGAGCACAAACACCAUCCCUCAACUUACCAGUAAGCAGGAUCCUGCAAAGCCUCGUCCAUGGAACAAUCAAAUGUUGGAGGAAGGGUCCAUGACUGAUGGAUUCAGUCAGUCAGCUCGCUCACCUGUCUCAGAUGUGGUGCUGGGGGCUCUUCGGAGCACAGAUAGGAAAGGAAGGGAUGUAGUUGUUGGACUGUCUAACUCUUGCUGCAAGUGGGGCUGCAGCAAGAGUGAGAUCAGUUCUCUGUGCUGAACCAGGCUACUUCUUGUCCUGUUACUCAUAUUGCUCUGUUCUUUUUUAGUGUGUUUUUCUUUCUAUUUUUUCUUGUAUACAGAUUUUUUUCUUCCAAACUC